Messenger RNA from Camponotus floridanus (Florida carpenter ant), 2050 nucleotides. Its product is annotated as stAR-related lipid transfer protein 7, mitochondrial. Gene Ontology annotation, molecular function: lipid binding. Lineage: Eukaryota; Metazoa; Arthropoda; Insecta; Hymenoptera; Formicidae. The coding region runs from base 351 to 1817 and encodes 488 amino acids. The transcript has 6 exons. The record is from RefSeq and is a predicted model, not a curated record.
UUCUUUUCGUCCAUUGAUAAUCGACUGGUUAUGCGCGGUGAUUAUGUAUGCGAUCGGUGACGAUGAUUUCUUAGCAUAGUUAAUUUAAUUAUGACCUUGAUCGAUUAUAGCUAUCGAAUUGAGAGAAAAAUGAGUUUCAUGCACGCGUCGUAAUUCGCUUGCGGCGUCUAAUCAAUAACGUGAGAGAGAGAUCAAGAUACCAACACGAGGUGUUACGUAUAGAAUCGUCGCGACUUCCCGGUUAUUUGUGUGUGGAAUAUUCCAUGUGUGUAUGUAUAUAUGAGAGUGAAUAGACUAAUUAAUCGUACUCUCCGUGUGGAAAGAAUAUAACGCAGCACCGAUAACGUACGAUGUACACGUGGAAGUUGACCGGUCGUGCUUUCAAACGAUUCAACACCAAUUAUAAUAGUUACGGCAGUAGCAGAUUGGCCAUCGUUUUGGAGCAUUGCGGCCCAAAGACGCAAAAUCGCGGCAAAUUUGGCAUUUACCGCAAGAGGAUAAGUUUAUGGUUCCGCGAACAGGGCACGCAGGUGGCCCACGUUUGCAAAAAGCAAUUCGAGUUUGUAGCCGCACAACGAAUCAGACGAUACAUACAGAUUUUUCAGCUGUACACGAAAAUAUGGGACGAAGUGGCGUUGAGGGAAUUCAUGCGAUCAUGGAGAUUGAGACUCGCCAGAAACACUAAGAAUUUCUUGAUAAGCGCGACUGGCGUAACCGUGUACAAUUGGGAUCGCGAAAGGAUAAGCAAUGAAGAAAUUAAUAGACAUAAUCGUGAGAUUGAAGGAAUUCAUAAAUUACGAGAUUCCACUGUAGUCUGUGCCAAAUGUCAUUUGCGACUUGUCAUUGAUGUUGUACAGCCCAAUGUGAAAUAUUGUAAAUGUAACAUUCAAUCUUCCUGUAUCUCUAAUCAAGAUUGUAGUUGGCAGCCUUUCAUCGAACGUCAAGAUAUGUUAAUAUGGAGAAAGGAAGAGCCUGAUUCUGGAGGAUUAUUUGCGUACAAAGUAUAUGGUUCAUUCUCUGAUGUUACGGCUGAUGAUUUUCUACAAGUACAAAUUGAUGUAGAUUAUAGAAAACAAUGGGAUCCCACUGCUCAGGAAUUAAAGAUUAUUGAAACUGAUCCAAGAUCAGAAUUGUCCAUUAAUCAUAGUACUGAUAUUAUUCAUUGGGAGAUGAUCUGGCCUAAAUUAUUUUCUAACAGAGAUUAUGUAUAUCAACGACGAUGGAUUGUGGAUAGAGAGAAGGGACUUGUAAUUAUUGUUAGCCGAGUAACAGAACAUCCUGAUGUACCAGAAAGACGAGGAAUUUACAGAGUCAAGACGUAUUGGUCGUACAUGGUGAUAAAGCCUUAUACAGAAUUCCAUGAACCAGGCAUCGAAUUUGGCCUCACUUAUUUUGAUGAUCCUGGUGUUGCUGUACCGUCUACUGUUACUGCAUGGGUAGCAUUGAGAGGUUUACCAGACUUUUUAGUUCGCAUGAGGCAGGCUUCAAAAGAUUACCAAAAAUACAAAUUGAUGAAACAAAAUGCAACUGAGUCUGAAAACAGCCAUCUUACAUUACCUGUGGAGGACGUUUCCAAAGAGCAAAUUAAAGUUAAUGUAGAAAAUAAUUUAGACGACAGUAAAAAGUCUAUGAGGAAUUCCCAAGAUCGACAAGAUGAUUCUGAUAACAAUACUAACAAAUUGGAUGUAACGCACGAUGUACAACAGAAUAAUAUGAUGGAAACUGAAAAUAAGGAUACAAAUUCGACAUCCAAAGAAAAACAAGGUUUAUUACAUUAUUUUUACCUUGGAAAAUUAUUUGCAUUUUUGGAUAUUUGACAAUUGGAUUUAAUGAAGUAACUUUUGAAUGGUAGAUGUUUUAAUACAAGUUUUAAUACAAAGAGAAUAAUAAUCUACUAUUGCUAUAAGAAAUAGAGCAAGUUCGUAGAAUAAGUAAUAUUUCAUUAAUAUAUAUCAAAUAAAUAGCAUAUGCUUUUGUGUAGUAUUAUGAAUGUAUGACAACCCAUUAAUUUUCCAUUUAAUUAAUGAUUUUCACCUUUUAUAAAAACAAC